Helianthus annuus (common sunflower) is the source of this 2590-nucleotide messenger RNA. Its product is annotated as phospholipid:diacylglycerol acyltransferase 1. Bases 250 to 2262 code for a protein of 670 amino acids. The record is from RefSeq and is a predicted model, not a curated record. Lineage: Eukaryota; Viridiplantae; Streptophyta; Magnoliopsida; Asterales; Asteraceae. Gene Ontology annotation, biological process: lipid metabolic process. The transcript has 6 exons. Gene Ontology annotation, cellular component: cytoplasm.
CAUGGAGAGCCGUGCAAAUAUUAAUUUUGACAAGAUAAACAAUAAAAUAUUAACCCAUUCCGGACCCACGACGACAGUGCAAGCGAAAACCCCAUGGCCAAUCAUCCUACUACUACUAAACCCUCCACACAAAUCCUCACCCUAUCUCCGCCGCUACCACCACUCUCCGACGCUUGCACACGUCACCACCUCAACUCCACACGUCACGCUUCUUCAUCCAUCCUCUAACCGCUUCAAUCCGACUUACUAAUGGCGUUACUCCGAAGAAGAAAACAACCAGAUUCCGAUCCACAUCCGGAUCCGGAUCAGGAUCCGAAACCAGACGAAGAAGACGAUAAGGAACAAAAAGCGUCAAAAAAAUCAAACAAAAACGGUAAAAUAAAGAACUAUUCGUGCCUCGAUAACUGCUGUUGGUUCGUCGGUUGCGUGUGCUCGGUGUGGUGGUUGUUGUUGUUUUUGUAUAAUGCUAUGCCGGCGUCGUUCCCGCAGUUUGUGACGGAAGCGAUAUCCGGACCGUUUCCGGAUCCUCCCGGAGUUAAGUGUUUGAAAGAAGGUUUGAAGGCGAAGCAUCCGGUGGUGUUUGUGCCGGGGAUUGUGACCGGUGGACUUGAGCUGUGGGAAGGGCACCAGUGUAUGGAUGGAUUGUUCCGGAAAAGGCUUUGGGGCGGUACGUUUGGUGAGGUUUAUAAGAGGCCUUCGUGUUGGGUACAACAUAUGUCGCUAGACAACAAAACCGGGAUGGAUCCACCGGGUAUACGGGUCAGGCCUGUCAGUGGACUUGUAGCUGCUGACUACUUCGCUCCAGGGUAUUUUGUUUGGGCUGUUUUGAUUGCUAACUUGGCACGUGUUGGCUAUGAAGAGAAAAAUAUGUAUAUGGCUGCAUAUGACUGGAGACUCUCGUUUCAAAACACAGAGGUAAGAGACCAAACACUGAGCCGGAUAAAGAGCAAUAUAGAACUAAUGGUUGCUACUAAUGGCGGGAAAAAGGCGGUUAUCAUCCCGCAUUCAAUGGGUGUUAUCUACUUCCUGCAUUUCAUGAAAUGGGUCGAGGCACCAGCACCAAUGGGUGGCGGAGGUGGACCAGAUUGGUGUGCUAAACACAUAAAAGCGGUGAUGAAUAUCGGUGGACCAUUUUUAGGUGUCCCAAAAGCUGUAGCCGGGCUUUUCUCUGCGGAAGCUAAAGAUAUUGCAUCAGUCAGGGCCCUUGCACCAGGUGUGUUAGACUCGGAUUUAUUUCAGAUUCAAACGUUACAACAUGUAAUGAGAAUGAGCCGCACAUGGGAUUCAACCAUGUCUAUGAUACCGAAAGGCGGGGACACCAUUUGGGGCGGCCUCAAUUGGUCACCCGAAGAAGGGUAUAGUCCAAGGAGGAGUAAACAUGGAAAAAACGACACUGAAUCUCCCACCGUAAGUGAUUCUGCAAGUGAAGUAACACAUGCAAAUUAUGGAAGGAUAGUAUCGUUCGGGAGAGAUGUAGCAGAGGCACCAUCUUCAGAGAUCGAGAGGAUAGAAUUUAGAGGUGCUGUGAAGGGUAUCAAUGUUGCAAACAAUACAUGUCGGGCCGUGUGGACCGAAUACCAUGACAUGGGAUUUGGUGGAAUCAAGGCUGUUGCGGAGUACAAGGUAUAUACAGCUGGCGAAAUCGUGGAACUACUGGAGUUUGUUGCUCCAAAAAUGAUGGAACGCGGUAGUGCUCAUUUUUCGUAUGGUAUUGCUGACAAUUUGGAUGAUCCAAAAUAUACACAUUACAAGUAUUGGUCUAACCCAUUGGAGACAAAGUUACCAAACGCUCCAGACAUGGAGAUCUAUUCAAUGUAUGGAGUUGGCAUCCCAACCGAAAGAGCAUAUGUCUACAAACUCACACCUGCAGCAGAGUGCUACAUACCAUUCCAAAUUGACACGUCAGCAAAGGAUAAAGGCGAGGACGGGUGUUUAAAAGACGGAGUUUAUACGGUUGACGGGGAUGAAACAGUACCAGCACUAAGCGCGGGUUACAUGUGCGCAAAGGGUUGGCGUGGGAAAACGCGAUUCAAUCCUUCGGGAAUUAAAACUUAUGUCAGGGAAUACGAUCACAACCCUCCAUCCAACUUUCUCGAGGGCCGGGGCACUCAAAGCGGGGCCCAUGUGGAUAUUAUGGGUAAUUUUCAGUUGAUUGAAGAUGUUAUAAGAGUUGCAGCCGGAGCCACGGGUGAAGAACUGGGAGGUGAUCAGGUGUACACUGGUAUAUUCGAGUGGUCUGAGAAGAUCAAUCUAAAGUUGUGAAAUAUGUGACUUAGAUUUUAUACAAACAGUAUAUCAGGGUGCGUUUAUUACAUAGUUUUGAUUAGAGAUCUGCGAUACAUGGAAGAUUAUUGUGUCAUAUUUAAAGCAAUAAGGGUUAGUGCGCUUCUUGCAGUUCUCUACUUGAAUUUGUCUAUGUAUUAAGCGUGAACUCUAUGUGCAUUAUUGAUCCACAAAUCUGUAUUGUGGGUGGAUUAGUUUGUAAUAUGUAGCAUGUUGCUUCCUUAAACAGCCAUAAAGAUUUGUUUGUUGUAUCUUAAAAUAUGUAAUCAUUUUUAGGAAAGAGUAACAUUGAUAUGUGGACUUUAUA